AUGUCAGAACUGUUAAGUACUUUGGGAACGGAGUACCAGAAACUCACCGAUGGAGCUGCAGCUGGUCAAACGCACUUGAAGAAGUGCUUGGAAGAUACGCACGAAUUCAAGAUCAAUGUCAAGAAACUGAAAGGUUACUUAGCGAAACAGAUCCAAGAAGAGGAACAAGAUAAGGGCCACAACAACUCUGCCAAACUAGUGAAAAAGCGUCAGGUUGCAAUAGAAAAACUCAACAAACUUCACAAUAACUGGGACAACGGAGUCAAAAAGAGCAUCAAGCUGGCCACGCAACAACACUCUCGGUUUCAAAAAAACGCUUUAAACAAAUUGUACGACUUUGAGCUGGACCAGGUCUACACAAAUCAGUUUCCGCCAAAUGCACGUAAAUACGUCGAUCAGGCAAUAGGGCUUCAUAUAUCGCGGUACAACGUGUUUGAUCUGCCUGAACAGGACGCGGGGACGAUGGUUGAGUAUCUCGAGCACGUAUACGGCGUGGACCCUGCCGUCUCAACCAAUUUCGUGGAAAUGGCGCAGAUUUUGCGUGAGUUGCGCCAUGAUAGUCUCGAGCCAUGUAUGGCGUGGUGCUCACCGGGCUCAGACCUCGAGUUCGAGCUCCAUCUUCUCAGAGCCAUGUUUCUGUUGCAAAGUGGUGACAAGCUUGCUACCUACCAGUAUCUGCUGAAAUAUAUACCUGGGUUUCUCACUCAAACGCAGAAAACGUCACUGCGACACAGAGUAGCACCGUUGCUGGCCCAACUGGUUGCCAUGCCGAAAUCCGGGGUCAACCUCAGCGAACAACGGAACAAAUGCGUGGAUUUAUUCACGAGCGAGUAUUGUGCCCGCAAUAGUCUUCCAUUCAAUUCGUCUCUGUUCCUGGUGGUCAUGAGUGGCAUUAUCUCUUUUCAGUUUUUCAUCAAAUAUAGGACGUUGCAGGCUGCUCGCCAUGUCGAUUGGAGCACCGAAAACGAACUUCCUUUCAACGUCAAACUCCCAGAUUUCUUGACAAGUUUCCACCCAGUUUUCAUUUGUCCCGUUCUCAAGGAAGAGACUACCACCGAGAAUCCACCCUAUGCGCUGCCCUGUCAUCACAUCAUUUCAAGAUUUAGUCUAGACAAACUCAGCAAAAACGGAACCUGCAAUUUCAAAUGUCCGUACUGUCCAGUUACCGCAUCACGCUCCAAGACCACCAAGGUCAAUUUUGUCAUUCUAUAG
This is a messenger RNA of Lachancea lanzarotensis, 1212 nucleotides long. RefSeq names its product LALA0S04e04544g1_1 (gene RMD5). Gene Ontology annotation, molecular function: ubiquitin protein ligase activity. Lineage: Eukaryota; Fungi; Ascomycota; Saccharomycetes; Saccharomycetales; Saccharomycetaceae. The transcript has a single exon. The record is from RefSeq and is a predicted model, not a curated record. Gene Ontology annotation, biological process: proteasome-mediated ubiquitin-dependent protein catabolic process. Gene Ontology annotation, cellular component: GID complex; nucleus; cytoplasm. Bases 1 to 1212 code for a protein of 403 amino acids.